UGAACCUUGAACGAAAUUGAAGGAAGUUAUGUUUCACUGUUACCUAAAUUAGGGAAUAAUGUUCCUUGUGCUCAGUUUUAUAGAUAAGAAAAUGAUGAUACCAUUACGCAAUUAAAGAAAAUCAAAUAUAUAUAACUUUGUUGGUACGUGAGAGAGGGCCGAACUGUGGGUUUUUUUCCUGCAGUAUCAGUGGCGUGGACUUUUUUUUUUUUGCCGAAAUUGAGAAUUGAGUUUGAGAUCCAGGAAACCAAAAAAAGUCAAAUCAUCCGACCAGAACACUACCAGAAUCAUCGUAUAACAUGCACGGAGCAUAAAGGUUGGAUAUUUUGAUCAGGUUUAGUUGAAGAUAGAAAAAAAAGAAAGACUUUUUAAAGUCUUGGUUCACUCAAGGUGAAUGGUUGGCGGUGGAAAUGGAGAGGGAGCUCCACCCUCGACGGCGGCAGAGAGCGUUUUCAACGGCGGGGAAGCUGUGGGGUAUAGCCCCGGUCCCAUGACUCUGCUUUCUAACUUGUUGGGCAACGGCGAUGAAUAUAAGUCGUUCUCGGAGUUCCUCGCGGGCGCUAUGAUGGACCCCACCCCUCCUCGGUUUUUUCCCGAUUCACCUUCUCAAGGACACUUUGGAAUGACACAGCAGCAAAUGCUAGCACACAUCACAUCCCACUCCAAUGUGAAAAUUCAAGCUGAAGAUCCAUACUCAUUGACACAGGUUUCUACAACUAUUUCCACCACUGCACAGCACCUGAUACCACAACCCAAUGAUGAUGGCUACAACUGGAGGAAGUAUGGGCAGAAACAUGUAAAGGGUAGUGACUUCUCUCGAAGUUAUUACAAAUGCACACAUCCAAAUUGUCCUGUUAAGAAAAAGCUUGAGCGAUCUCUUGAGGGUCAUGUAACUGCAAUUAUCUACAAAGGAGAGCACAACCAUCAACGUAAAGGCACUCUAACAUCAACUGAGAAGAAUUCAGAUAAGUUGAAAGAAGAGAUGAGUUCUCACUCAGAAUCUGGAACCAGUGACAGUGAGGAAGUAGGUGACAAUGAAACUGAAAUGGAUGAGAAAAAUGAUGAACCUGAUCCAAAGAGGAGAAACACCGAAGCCAGACUCCAGGAUCCAGCCUCUUUGCAUAGAGCUGUGGCAGAGCCUAGAAUCAUUGUGCAAACAACAAGUGAAGUGGAUCUCUUGGAUGAUGGAUAUAGGUGGCGCAAAUAUGGGCAGAAAGUUGUCAAGGGCAAUCCCUAUCCAAGGAGCUAUUACAAGUGUACAACCUCAGGUUGCAAUGUUCGGAAGCAUGUUGAGAGGGCUUCAACGGAUCCUAAAGCUGUAAUAACAACAUAUGAAGGAAAACAUAAUCAUGAUGUACCAGCAGCUAAGACUAACAGUCACACACUUGCCAAUAAUAGUUCAACACAGCCGAAAAUACAAAAUGCCAUGCCUGAUGAGAAGAUGCAUAGUUUCAGGGGCAAUGAGCAGCGACCUGUGGCAAGUCUAAGACUAAAGGAAGAGAAGAUAACAUAGAUUUCUUCCUUUCUUAAGUUAUUGUAUCUUUUCUCAUAAUUCCACAAAACACUAUGUUAAACUCAUACACUAUAGUUAUAUAUAAAAAAA
Vigna radiata var. radiata (mung bean) is the source of this 1603-nucleotide messenger RNA. Its product is annotated as probable WRKY transcription factor 4. Gene Ontology annotation, molecular function: sequence-specific DNA binding; DNA-binding transcription factor activity. Gene Ontology annotation, biological process: regulation of DNA-templated transcription. The coding region runs from base 395 to 1513 and encodes 372 amino acids. The record is from RefSeq and is a predicted model, not a curated record. Lineage: Eukaryota; Viridiplantae; Streptophyta; Magnoliopsida; Fabales; Fabaceae. The transcript has 4 exons.